CCACAUCUUCCUCCGCUUCCGCUGGAAAAGAGACUAGGGCUUACACUCUCCUCUCCUCUCCUCCGAAUCAAAGAAGCGGGGGCAUUGUCCUCCGCUGCGGGCCGAGGUCGAGCGGCGGCGGAGAUACCCUCCUCUCCUACGGUCUUCGCCGCCGUUUCUAUCUCCCGAUCGUGCUCAAGCUGAAUUUGUUCGAUGGAGGACCUACCGGAGGCUCUGCUGACAGAGAUUCUCAAGAGGAUCACCAGGACAAGUGAUCUGAAUUCUCUUUCCCUUGUGUCAAAGCAGCUCUACAAGAUAGAGGGGAAUCAAAGGGGUGCUAUCCAUGUUGGUGCCGGUCUUUGCACUGCUACAAAAGCACUGACAUCAUUGUGCGUCCGGUUCCCAAAUUUGCAGAAAGUGGAAAUCGAUUACUCUGGUUGUAUACCUGGACAUGGAAAGCAGUUGGACAACAAAGGCCUUUUUGGGUUUUCAUCUCACUGUUCCUCGCUGAUUGACCUCACUUUAAGCUUCUGCUCAUGCAUUGAUGACUCUGGGCUUGGUUGUUUAACUUAUUGCAAGACAUUGGUGUCUCUCAGGCUGAACUCCGUACCAAAAAUAACUUCAAGUGGGCUUUUCUCGGUUGCAGUUGGUUGCACAAGUCUAUCUGCUCUCCACCUUAUUGAUUGCGAAAAAAUCACUAGUGUAGAAUGGCUGGAAUACCUUGGUAGGGAUGGAUCGUUGGAAGAGCUUGUAGUGAAGAAUUGCAGAGGAAUCAAUCAUUAUGACUUCCUUAAGUUUGGUUCAGGAUGGAUGAAGCUCCAGAAGUUUGAGUUUGAAAUGAAAAGACAUGAUCGUCUUCCAGGUGAUGUGGUCUAUGACUCCUCAUACGAUGCUCACAGCAUGGAUAUAUAUGAUUUCUGCUGUGAGAGUUUGAAGGUUUUAAGGUUGGCGCAUAUUAGAACUUGGCCAGAACUAGGACUUCGUGUUGUCCUAGGGAAGUGUAAAGCAUUGGAGAAGCUUUGCCUUGAGUAUGUUCAUGCCCUAAAUGACAAUGACAUGAUUGCAUUAUCUCGGAGUUGCAGCAACCUUAAAAGCAUCAAACUUUGGCUCAACCUGCAGCGCUACUCUAUUGAUGUCAGCGAUUGGGAAACCAGGACGCCAUUUACUGAUAACAGCCUUUACGCUCUAGCCCUCAAUUGUCCCAUGCUUCAGGUCGUAGACCUCAGCUUUAUACCAUGUUCCCCUGACUGGCCAUCAGAAAUUGGAUUCACACAGCAGGGUUUUCUGGCACUCAUUCAGUCCUGCCCAAUUCGUGUUCUCAUGCUAAACACCGCCAACUUCUUUGAUGAUGAGGGGAUGAAGGCCCUCUCAUCCUCACCACAUCUGGAGACACUCGAGCUUAUAGCGUGUUUUGCAGUAACUGAUGCUGGGAUGCGCUUCAUUGCGCACACCCCAUGCUUGAGUCAUCUCACACUUCGGGUGUGUCAUAAGGUUACUGAUGUUGGAUUGGCUGAACUGGGAUGUGCACGUAAGUUAGAGUCUUUGGUCAUUGAGUAUUGUGGUGAGAUCUCUCUGCAAGCUGCGCAGGGUGUUGCCAAGUCAGUUCACUACUCCAGCAAGUUUCCAGAUUCCCUUAUGUAUUGAUGAAGUGAUCUCCAAAAUUUUCAGUAUGAAUUUGCUGCUGAAGCCAUUAGCUUGUUCAGUGUGCAUCAUUGGACAAGGCUGUGCAUCAUCAGACCUAGAUUCACUUGUCUGGACUUUCUAUUGCUUCUACCUUUACUGCUAUAAUUUUUCUGUAUGAAACUUUUAUAGUAGGCA
Messenger RNA from Triticum urartu, 1797 nucleotides. RefSeq names its product F-box/LRR-repeat protein 14-like. The record is from RefSeq and is a predicted model, not a curated record. Lineage: Eukaryota; Viridiplantae; Streptophyta; Magnoliopsida; Poales; Poaceae. Gene Ontology annotation, molecular function: protein binding. Gene Ontology annotation, biological process: SCF-dependent proteasomal ubiquitin-dependent protein catabolic process. Gene Ontology annotation, cellular component: SCF ubiquitin ligase complex.